AUGGUUUCGAUCUUGGCCGCUGGCGGCGUCUUGCCGGGCCGCCAGGGUGUGAUCGGCUGCAUCGUACUCGGAAGGAAGGUUUGUUGCUCGACCAUGCUACGAUUCGCAACAGGUCUCCUGCUGGUAAAUGUCGACUAUGUUUUUCGCCACUGGUCAUGCGGUCAAGCGAACGAGAAAUUGCAUUUGAGAAACUGGGACGCCAACAACACAUUGUAG
This is a messenger RNA of Colletotrichum orchidophilum, 216 nucleotides long. RefSeq lists its product as uncharacterized. The record is from RefSeq and is a predicted model, not a curated record. NCBI's taxonomy places the organism in Eukaryota, Fungi, Ascomycota, Sordariomycetes, Glomerellales, Glomerellaceae. Bases 1 to 216 code for a protein of 71 amino acids. The transcript has a single exon.